AGAGCUUUGUAUCGGUGAUCAACAAACAUAUUACUCACUAUCUUAAUUCUAUUGAACAGCAUUGUGUGCUCUACUAAGUCGACAUGCCUGCGGACGCUUUCGGCCAGUAUGUCGAUAUCCAGAUCGAAGAUGGCACGAAAUAUGAUCUGCGCAUCGAAAACGCCCACCUUGACAGCGGGCAAUUCUAUCGGCAAGGGGACCAGAGCGAUAUCAUGACAGCCGACGAUGUGGAUGAUAUGAUCAUCCGUCACAAUGGCGGCAUCAGAGACAUCUGUUCAUGUGGUGAAACCGACUCUAUGUCGGGAACCCAAGGAACAUUCGAUCUCAUGGACGAUGUGAAGGACGCCCGCAUCUGCACGCUGGCAUGGAGCGCUCCCAUGCAGACGGGAAGACGGAAUAUGUUCAAGAUGCUCAACCAUAAUUCGAAAUAUAAAGUUGAUAUUGGAGAUUGGCAAGAGUCCGGUACCAUGGGAACCGUCACUGUUGCCAUCAAAGAUGAGUGAUUUUUGAUACUCGGACGAGCCCAGUCACUUUUUUAUUUGAUCCCCCCCCCAGAAAAG
Aspergillus pseudonomiae is the source of this 560-nucleotide messenger RNA. Its product is annotated as aegerolysin family protein. NCBI's taxonomy places the organism in Eukaryota, Fungi, Ascomycota, Eurotiomycetes, Eurotiales, Aspergillaceae. The record is from RefSeq and is a predicted model, not a curated record. Gene Ontology annotation, biological process: symbiont-mediated hemolysis of host erythrocyte. The transcript has 2 exons. The coding region runs from base 84 to 503 and encodes 139 amino acids.